AUGGCUUAUUUUGAUCCUAGCAAGCGCACGAUUGCCACGUUUGAUGCAAGCCCCUUCGGACUGGGUGCCGUGCUAACGCAAGUUGACGCAGACGGACAGGAACGCUCUGUUGCAUAUGCAAGUCGUACGCUUAGCGAUGUAGAACGACGAUACUCGCAGACCGAACGUGAAGCACUAGCCAUCGUUUGGGGUUGUGAGCGGUUUCAUUUAUACCUCUAUGGUUCUCAGUUUGAAAUCGUCACAGACCACAAGCCACUUGAAACCAUUUUUAACAAUCCCGCCUCUAACCCUCCAGCCCGCAUCCAACGCUGGGCUUUGAGACUUCAACCGUACACCUUCACCGUGAAAUACAGGCCCGGACCGCUGAACAUUGCUGAUUAUCUAUCACGCCAUCCUUCGCGUUCCCAGACAACGAGAGAGCGGAAGAUUGCUGAAGAGUAUGUGAAUUAUCUGGUCGGCCAUGCUAUACCCAAAGCUAUGACUCUAGAAGAAGUUAACAGUGCAUCAAAAGCUGACCCUAUUUUCCAACGCCUUCGUCAGGCAAUUACCACGGACGUUUGGCCAAACAAUGAUCCUGACCUUACCCCAUUCAACAAAGUCAAGUUCGAGCUCACUGUUGCAACGGAUUCCGACAUCAUCCUUCGGGGAACACGCGUAGUCCUCCCAAAAUGUCUUCAAUUGCGAGCAGUCAAACUUGCGCACGAGUCCCACCAAGGCAUUGUAAAAACAAAGCAGCUCCUUCGAGAAAAGGUAUGGUACCCUGGCAUUGACAAGGACGUCAAGACAGAGAUCGAUGAUUGCAUCCCAUGUCAAGCAACAAGCCAAAAUGUGACACCAGAACCCCUCCAAAUGACGACCUUACCAACGGCGCCGUGGAGCCAAGUUUCAACCGAUUUUUGUGGCCCUUUCCCAUCCGGUGACUACUUGCUAGUUGUCAUUGACGAUUACUCUCGGUAUCCGGAGGUGGAAGUUCUUCGAUCUACCUCCGCUGAAGCGACUAUUCCGAAGUUAGAUAGAAUCUUUGCUACGCAUGGGAUUCCGGAUGUUAUGAAGUCUGAUAACGGCCCCCCAUUUAGUGGUCACGAAUUCGCCAAGUAUGCUAAAGAGAAAGGUUUUCAACACCGUAGAAUUACACCACUAUGGCCAGCUGCUAACGGCGAAGCUGAACGUUUUAUGCGUACACUAAGCAAAGCCAUCAAAACAAGCUCAAUCGAAGGAAAGAAUUGGAAGAAAGAUCUACAACAGUUUCUCCUGCAGUACCGAGCUACGCCGCACUCGACUACCGGGAAGUCGCCGGCGGAGCUUUUGUUUGGUAGGAAAAUCAAAACUAAACUGCCUGCAGUGCUCGUGCCACCUCUCGAUGAUGCAGAAAUGCGUUCCAAAGACCGACAAGGGAAGAAGAAGAUGAAAACCUAUUCCGACCGUCGGAAUCACCACAAACCUAGCCGCGUUUGUGUAGGUGAUAUGGUAUUGAUAAAACAGAAGCGAAAGAAUAAGUUGUCCUCACGCUAUAAUCCUAAACCUGCACUUGUCACCAGGAAGAAAGGAACAUUAGUGACCGUACAGAAAACAGAUGGAUCAACACUAAGCAGAAAUUCCUCUCAUCUUAAGAAAGUUACAAAACGGGCAGCAGAGCAGUGGGCAAACAUUCCUAACGACAGUGGAGAGGAUGAUGAUGAUGAUGACGAUGGGAGCAACGAGAACAAUGUAGAACUUCAAAACGCAGGUCAGGAACAGCGAGGUCAAAACCAACGACCAGCAAGAGAAAGGCGGCGUCCGAACUAUCUUGGUGACUAUGUGAUGUAUUAA
Messenger RNA from Dendronephthya gigantea, 1809 nucleotides. RefSeq lists its product as uncharacterized. Gene Ontology annotation, molecular function: nucleic acid binding. The record is from RefSeq and is a predicted model, not a curated record. The coding region runs from base 1 to 1809 and encodes 602 amino acids. NCBI's taxonomy places the organism in Eukaryota, Metazoa, Cnidaria, Anthozoa, Malacalcyonacea, Nephtheidae. Gene Ontology annotation, biological process: DNA integration. The transcript has a single exon.